Sebastes umbrosus (honeycomb rockfish) is the source of this 3381-nucleotide messenger RNA. It is a transcript of the gene kcnq5a, whose product is annotated as potassium voltage-gated channel, KQT-like subfamily, member 5a. Gene Ontology annotation, biological process: potassium ion transport; transmembrane transport. Gene Ontology annotation, cellular component: membrane. Lineage: Eukaryota; Metazoa; Chordata; Actinopteri; Perciformes; Sebastidae. Gene Ontology annotation, molecular function: voltage-gated potassium channel activity. The record is from RefSeq and is a predicted model, not a curated record. The transcript is spliced from 16 exons. The coding region runs from base 196 to 3327 and encodes 1043 amino acids.
CAUAACCCCACUCUCCUCCAGCCUUGCGCAGAUGGCCAAAGUGUCCAAACCGGACAGUGACACAGGAUGACAGGAUGAGAGCAGCUUAGAUAUUUAACUUUACUUUGUUUUAUUAAGUGUUUAGUGAAAGUCAGAGUAGCCAAACACCCUCUGAGCACUUGGCUACAUGUGAAUGUCUGCCGGUGUGGUGAUGCCAUGCCGAGAAGUCACACCGGCGACGAGAGCAGCGGCACCGGCACCGGGCUCUGGCUGAAGACCUCCACGGGACGCCGGCAGCAGGACUACGCUCUGAAGGAUGUGGAGUCUGGGCGGAGGACGAUGAAUAACGCGGUGCGAGUCGGUGACGGUCUCUUGUCUCCCGCUACGGCAGGUGGAGGUGGAGGUGCGGUGGGAGCGGAGAGGAAGCAGGGAGCCCGGCUCAGCCUGCUGGGCAAGCCGCUGAUCUACAGCGCGCAGAGCGGCCGCAGGAACGCGCGCUACCGGCGGCUCCAGAACUACCUCUACAACGUGCUGGAGAGACCGAGGGAAUGGGCUUUUGUCUACCAUGCAUUUGUGUUCAUCCUGGUGUUUGGAUGUCUGGUUCUCUCUGUGUUCUCCACCAUCCCGGCUCACCAGGAGUUCUCCGCACACUGCCUGCUCAUCUUGGAGUUUGUGAUGAUUGUAGUGUUUGGUCUGGAGUACAUCAUCAGGAUAUGGAGCGCUGGUUGCUGCUGCCGCUACCGAGGCUGGCAGGGACGCCUCCGCUUCGCCAGGAAACCGUUCUGUGUCAUAGACAUCAUCGUACUCAUCGCCUCGAUUGCCGUGGUUUCAGCCGGUAGCCAGGGUAACAUCUUCGCCACCUCUGCGCUGCGUAGCCUCCGUUUCCUGCAGAUCCUUCGCAUGGUGCGCAUGGACCGCAGGGGAGGGACCUGGAAGCUGCUGGGAUCUGUAGUUUAUGCACAUAGUAAGGAGCUGGUGACGGCCUGGUACAUCGGGUUCCUGGUGCUGAUCUUCUCCUCCUUCUUGGUUUAUCUGGUGGAGAAAGAAUUCAACAAGGACUUCGCCACCUACGCCGACGCUCUGUGGUGGGGCACGAUCACCCUCACAACCAUCGGCUACGGUGACAAGACGCCGCAGACGUGGACGGGACGGUUAUUAUCAGCCGGUUUUGCUCUGCUGGGAAUCUCCUUCUUCGCUCUGCCAGCUGGCAUCCUCGGGUCAGGCUUUGCCCUCAAAGUGCAGGAGCAGCAUCGACAGAAGCACUUUGAAAAGAGGAGGAACCCAGCUGCCAGCCUCAUCCAGUGUGUCUGGCGUAGUUAUGCUGCUGAUGAGAACUCGGUUUCCAUUGCUACCUGGAAGCCUCAUUUGAAGGCGUUGCAUACCUGCAGCCCCGCCAAGAAAGAGCAAGGAGAGACUACUUACAGCCAGAAGUUGAGUUUUAAGGAGCGGGUCCGGAUGGCGAGCCCCCGUGGUCAGAGCAUGAAGAGCAGGCAGACGUCCAUCAACGACCGCCAGCGCUCUUCCCCCGGCAACGAGGUGGUGGGCGGCCCCGAGCUGAUGGGCGGGAGCCCGGCCAAAGUGCAGAAGAGCUGGAGCUUCAACGACCGGACCCGGUUCAGGCCGUCGCUGAGGCUGAAGAGCCAGACGCGCACUGCUGUCCCAGACGUGGACGCGGGCAUGACCACGGAGGAUUCCUUUGAUGAGAGAGGCUGCCAUUGUGAUGUUACAGUGGAGGAUCUGUCCGCUCCCCUCAAGGCUGUCAUCAGAGCCGUCAGGAUCAUGAAGUUCCACGUGGCAAAAAAGAAGUUUAAGGAGACUUUGCGUCCGUAUGAUGUGAAGGACGUCAUAGAGCAGUACUCUGCAGGACACCUGGACAUGCUCUGUCGCAUCAAGAGCCUCCAGACGAGACUAGACACUGUAGUGGGUCCCCCUCCGAGGUCUCUCAGCAGCCGCGUCAAGACCCUUUCCUCUCCCUCCCUGCAUUUAUAUUACAGCCAGGCCCGGAGGAAACAGUCUGCACCGGGACUGGCCACUGCAGCUGGUCCCAGCUUGAGUAGCCGACCCAGGAACAUGUCCUCUCCUGCUCUGCACUAUUAUUACAGCAACCACAGGAAGAAGCUGCCUGUCCCAGGGGUGGAUCAGAUCCUGGGAAAAGGCCAGAUUCCUGUGGAUAAGAAGAUGAGGGACAAACUGCACCCAGAUGGAGACUCUCUGGAGGGCAUGAGCAUGCUGGGACGAGUGUGUAAGGUGGAGAGACAGGUAACUUCCAUUGAAUCAAAGUUGGACUCUUUGCUGGACGUUUACCGCCAGGUCCUACAGAAAGGCUCCACAGCGCUCACCCUCUCCUCCCUGCCCUUGUUCGAGCUGGACAACCACCAGCUCCACAACUCUGACUACCAGACUUCCAUCAUCGGCAGGGAUCUCCCCUCGCCGCAGGGAGUUGAUCCGGUGGGAGGCGGAGGAGAUGGCAACAGGGGGAUGCGCCGUUCUCUUAGCACCAACCCCAGAGGCCUGCGGCUCAUCCUGGUGCCUGCCGAUGAUGAUGGGCCCCCGGACUCAGCACCUCCAUCCUACCCCCCGUCCACAGCCUCGCUCUCCCCAUCCCCCCUGCUGCCUCCUGAUAGCCCCUACCCAACCUUGGUCACCCCAAACGAUACCUCCAAAAGAGCACACUUCCCUGACCUGCCGCCCCCACCUCCCUCCACCGGGGGUUUCACCCUCCGGCUGCCCCCGGUGGUGCACCCCUCCCACCUCCGAUGCUCCGCCGAUCCCGUCCCAGAGGAUAUGACGGAUGCAGAGCUGGCGGAUGAGGGGAGCCUGGGCCCCUCUGUUGUUGUGGGAUCCAGCAGUGUGGAUGCUGACCAGGAAGGGGACAGUGAGGAAGGCCCUGCCCAGGAAAGGGUGCAGCUGCGGGAGAAGACUUGCUUGAAACCGGAGGGGGUCUGGAGGAGGCACAUGAGCCUGGAGGUCAACCCCCUGCUGCUGCUCUCGUCCAGCCCGGACGAGAGGCCUUCGGACUGGGGAGGCGGUCUCGGGAAAUCCCUCUCCGUGCACAAUCUCAGCCAGCCUUUGACCAACCGUGCCGCUGGUCUCUCCUCCUCCGCGCUCAACAACAACAGCAGCGACAGCAACGGUAGCAACCGUGGCAACGCCCACGGCGACCUUAGCAACUGGGACGGGACAGAACUAUUCAUUAGUGAGUGCAAGCUGGAGCCAGCAGAAGAACAUUUCAACUUCCUGUCCCAGGAACCCGACGGCAGCUCCUCGGACCUUUUACAGACUGCGGAGGAGGCUGCACCACCUCACCCCGAGUUCCUCAGUCAGUCCCCUCACAUACAGCUGGCGUAACCACACACACACAUUGACACACACACACACACACACACACACACACACACACAC